ACAGGGUGCCUGUGCUGCUAAAUGCUCCAGCCUCAAAGGGACGAUGGUGGAGGGCUGGUAAAGAUGGCGGCGCUCUCCGAGGAUGGGAGGUACGGAUUAAAUUGUGGCCAACAGAGCGCAGACAGAGUCACCGUAUUACAUGUCAAAUUGACCGAGACAGCACUGAGAGCGAUAGAGAGCCACCAAAAGUGUAUGAAUGUACCUUCUUUGCGGCCAACAAUACAAUUCAAGGGACUUCAAGGGCGUAUUAAAAUUCCCAAGACGGAUUCCUCCUCUGACACCUUCCACAAUUUUGAUUUCUACCUGUCUAAUGUGGGCAAGGACAACCCUCAGGGAAGCUUUGAGUGCAUCCAUCAGUAUGUGUCCAGCUCAGGGGCCUCACACCUGGCAUUGUUGGCAACAGUACAGGACAAGGUCACAGUGUGCGCCACUAAUGACUCCUACCAGGUGACCCGCGAACGCAUGACCCAGGCCGUGGAGGACACACGUGAACGUGGGACCAAAGUCAUCAAGCCUGGGGGCCAGUACAGAGGAAAGCAAGUCCAUAUCCGUAAGCCAGCGCUAUCGGCCCCAGAGGUGGUCCCAGAGCGCAAGCGCUCUACACCCAUCAACCCAGCCAACACUAUUCGUAAGUGCCUUUCCAACAACCCCGUGUCCCAGCGGCCAUUCCGUGACCGCAUCAUCCACCUGCUGGCGCUGAGGUCCUACAAGAAGCUUGAAGUGCUUGCCCGUUUGCAGCGGGACGGUAUCAACCAGAAGGACCGAAACUCAUUGGGGACCACCCUGCAACAGGUGGCUAACCUGAACCCCAAAGACAACACAUACUCAUUGAAGGACUUUAUAUAUCGUGAUAUCCAGCGAGAUUGGCCUGGAUACUCUGAGGACGAGAAGUCCCAGGUUGACCGGAUCCUGGCUCGCAAAUUAGGUCUUCCUACUGAGACCCUCUCAUCAAACAAUUCUCCCAAAGACAGCGUCCCCACGUCCCCCCAGAAGCGUCAGCCAGACUUUGACUUCAUUGAUCCUUUGGCGCCCAAGAAAGCCCGCAUCUCCCACCUCAGCAGUCGAGGGCCAACCGCAUCUUCAUCCUCCUCUUCCUCUGACCGCCGUGAGGAUGAGGGCAGUCCCAGCUCUAAACGCUCGUCCCUACCCUCCAACGCCACCUCAGGCCCUCCCACCCAUCUCCCCAUCUCAUCCCACCCUCCUGCACCCUCUCACCAGCAACCCAGCCCAGCCUCCAACUCCAACUCCCCCAGCACCCCGGAGGGCUGUGGCACCCAGGACCUGCCCAUGGACCAGAGUUCCUCAUGCAGAGACCCAUCACCCAGCCCCUUCUCCUCUGACAGGGCCCUGCAGGACCGCUAUCGGCACCCUCUCCCUGUCCCCAGGCAAGCUGCCUCCCCCAGCCCCCCUCCACCUCCUCCUCCUCUUCUUCCUCCUCCACCUCCUCCUCCUUGCACCUCACUCACGGUUACCUCUACUGUCAUCACCAGCCCUUCUUUGUCUAGCAGUACCAACAAGAAGUUUAAAAAGAAAUCCAAGAAGCACAAAGAGAAGGAUCGAGAGAGGGAGAAAGGGAAACGUACGGCAAAAGGCAGCAGAAGUCCUCCCAGUGUAGCAGAGCAGACUGAAGAGACUCACCGAGCCAAAAAGAGGCACAGUGCUGAGGAAGAGAGCAGAGAAGUUAUCACCAAGAUUCCUCACAAAGGUCAAGAUAAAGAGAAACCGGUCCAAUCCACUGAAUUCUCCUCCACAAUUGAGAUGCCUGACUAUGCAGUGAAGUACAUGCCAUUGGUGUCCAUGGACCAGCGACAAAGUUACAAAGAUGACUUCAAUGCUGAGUAUGAUGAGUAUCGCCUGCUGCACGCCCGUGUGGAGAACAUCACCCGCCGCUUUACCCAGCUGGAUGCCCAGUGCAGGAAGCUGGCACCUGGCACCAAAGAAUACCAGAAGGUGCAAGAAGAAGUCUUGAAAGAGUACAAAAAGAUGAAACAACACAGCCCCAACUACCACGUGGAGAAACAGCGCUGCGAGUACCUGCACAACAAGUUGGCUCACAUCAAGCGGCUAAUAGCUGAUUAUGACCAGCGCAGAUCCCAGGCCUGGUGCUGAGAGCGCAGCACACAUCUUCACUAAUCAGUAUUGAGAGCGGAGUGUCGAACCAGGAGGGGGUGUCCGACUGGCUGUUAUUUAACACCCCUUCAGUUACUGCCUCCACAACAGCCCCGCCUCCCAUCUCUCUUCCUUCCCUUUUCCUUUUACCAUCAUCCUUCUUCAUUCCUUCCUUCUUUUCUGAUCUUUGAUUCCACUGGCAUCAUUGUUGCCUGCAAUCCUGAAAAUCUUACUUUGACUUCACCCCCCAUCUUUUGCUUUUUCUCUAUUUUUUUUUCUUUCCCUUCAAUGAGCUCCUGUGGAAUUUCAUACCGCUGGACCAGUGGAAGGGGCUGCCUGCAUGUGUGAAAGGGUUUGGGGAAAUACUUCAACUCUUCUAACCUUUGAAGGACUUUAUCUUCAGGCAAAAAAAAAAGAACAAAAAAAGUAUUUUUGAGCAUCACAGAAAAUAUUAACAAUGUAUUUAAAAAAAAGAGGGAGAUCUAU
Molecule: messenger RNA, 2595 nt
Organism: Chelmon rostratus (copperband butterflyfish)
Lineage: Eukaryota; Metazoa; Chordata; Actinopteri; Chaetodontiformes; Chaetodontidae
Gene: ell2
Product: elongation factor for RNA polymerase II 2
Exons: 12
Coding region: 22-2109 (695 amino acids)
Biological process (GO): positive regulation of transcription elongation by RNA polymerase II; transcription elongation by RNA polymerase II; snRNA transcription by RNA polymerase II
Cellular component (GO): transcription elongation factor complex
Molecular function (GO): cis-regulatory region sequence-specific DNA binding
Source: RefSeq, a predicted model, not a curated record